AUGUCAGUUGUGUUAGCCCGCAAUGCGCAGGAUUUCGCUCACCAAGUGUCAUCUCUCGCCGACACUCAGGGCUUCUAUGAUAACCUCAGCAUGGAUAGCAGUCGCCUCACUUCCAACAUUGUAGUGGGCAUUACAAACGAUAAUAGUUGUAGUAGUAACAGCAGUUCUGAGUCUCAUCGCAAUGACGAAGCCGUAAGUUUUAAUUCUCGAGUCUUUAAAUCGCGAGCCUGUGAGUACGUGGAAGAAAGUCUUGUCGAACCAACUAAAUCACUGCUUCUCAGUUCGUCGCCCGUUUCUGACUAUGACUCCCACUCUAAGGAACAGAAAGAUUCCGGAAAGUCGCGUUUGAGUGUUACUGAGCAUGGAAUUGGUGGAACUGAAAGUUCAGGAGAAAAUGCUGACAAUUCCUUCUGUACACGUCCGUCGGAACCGAGCGAUAAAGGACCCCCGCAGAACGCACCUUGCUCCAGACCUAAUUACCGUAAUGAUGGGAUUUCUGAAUCUGGAAAUAUUGUCUUCGUGUCUGGUCUAAAUUCAGAGACGACCGUCUCGCAGCUAGUCGAGCUAUUUGGCGGCAGAGAGGUCCUAAAAAGCAAUAAUAAUGGCGAACCGGACGUUCACAUUCAUCUAGACCGGAUGACUGGGAAGAGCCGUGGACAAGCGACGGUGGCCUUCAGGACUUCUGAUCUUGCUCAGUCGGCGAUUAAAAAGUUGAAUGAUAGCGAGUUUCUCGGUGGAAGGCUUACAGUUCAGCCAUACAGAAAGAAAACCUGGCCUUCUCGAAGGGGACCUGGCUUUGGCUAUGUCAGAGAAUAUCUUCCGUGUCGGUGUUGGGAUUGGCCUCACCGCCAUGGUAACGACUUCUACAAUCCUAUCUACCCUGAUACUCGACUCUCGUCUCGGAGUUAUCACGGUGGCUACCACGGGAUGAGUGGUUAUCGCUCUGAUGUCUACGACAGAAUGCACUGUCCAGAUCCAUACUUUCAAGGAAAUUACUCGAGAAAUCGUAUUCGCAGAGAUGACUUCCAGUUUCAAAGGUACGCUCCAGACAUGGUACCUGAAACUAAUUCUGGACCCUAUUUCCACUGUCAUUCAAGAACUAGUAGGCCUUGUUGGGACGGAUACCAAAGAAACUGCUUUAGCAUGGGCGGCUAUGGUGGCUUCACAAGACCUCAAAAUAACCCGCGAGAUUUCUAUCCACGAUCUAUUUACGGGAGAGGAAGAAUGUCCUCUGAAAGUGAAAGGUCUCAUAAGUCUUGGAAAAUGGACGUCCCACUCAUAAGCGAUUCUAACAAGUAUGGUGACAGAUAUUCGUACCGCGGUCAUUAA
Messenger RNA from Acanthosepion pharaonis, 1329 nucleotides. NCBI's taxonomy places the organism in Eukaryota, Metazoa, Mollusca, Cephalopoda, Sepiida, Sepiidae. The record is from the annotation of a GenBank genome assembly.